Molecule: messenger RNA, 4086 nt
Organism: Polypterus senegalus (gray bichir)
Lineage: Eukaryota; Metazoa; Chordata; Cladistia; Polypteriformes; Polypteridae
Product: extracellular calcium-sensing receptor-like
Exons: 11
Coding region: 1-4086 (1361 amino acids)
Biological process (GO): G protein-coupled receptor signaling pathway
Cellular component (GO): membrane
Molecular function (GO): G protein-coupled receptor activity
Source: RefSeq, a predicted model, not a curated record
AUGCUGCUCCUGGUGCUGGUGCUGUAUGUAAACAGCGUAAAGGCAGAAGAGCCUGUUUGCAGCCUGUAUGACACUGUAGAUGCACCUUUCUUAUCUAAGGAUGGAGACAUAAUGAUAGCAGGAAUUUUCAACAUUCACAGCAAUGAGAAUACAGUGGCUAGUUUUAAAUCUAAACCCAAACAAGCAGAAUGCAAAGAUUUCAAUGAAAGAGAGUACCAGAGUGUUAAAACUAUGAUUUUUGCCAUAGAAGAAAUCAAUAAUAAUAGCAAACUGCUUCCUAAUAUCUCAUUGGGAUACAAGAUAUAUGAUGCUUGUUCAUCUGUGCAAUUGUCUAUUAAAAAAACGCUGGCAGCAUUAAAUGAUCCCAGAAGCAGAACAUUUAGUAACCUGCCUUGCAGCAGGGCUCCUGCUCCUGUCCUAGCGGUUAUUGGGAUGUCUUCUACAACCUACACACAAGCUGUGGCUUCAGUUACAAAUGCUUUUCAAAUACCACAAGUAAAUUAUUUUUCUGCCUGUGCUUGCCUAAGUGACAGAACAAAAUACUCAACAUUAUUUCGAACAGUUCCAAGUGAUUACUACCAAAGCAGAGCCCUGGCACAGCUUGUAAAACAUUUUGGAUGGAACUGGGUUGGGACAGUUAGGACUGACAAUGAUUAUGGCAAUGAUGGAAUUGCUAGCUUUGCACAAGCUGCUCAAGAAGAAGGCAUUUGUAUAGAAUAUUCAGCUGUCAUUUCAACUGUCAUGACACGACAAAAGUAUAUCAAAGUCAUCCGUCUGAUUAAAGAAUCUUCUGCAAAAGUUGUUGUUGCUUAUCUAAAUGCAGUAGCAAUGAAAACAUUUAUUGAGGAGCUAGCCCUUGAAAAUGCUACUGGCAUUCAGUGGGUAGGACCCCUCAGCUGGAUAACAAAGAGACUUCCAGCAAAAGAGGAAUAUUACAAAAUUAUGGGUGGAACAAUUGGAAUGGCUUUACCCAAUGCUGUAAUCCCUGGUUUACGGGACUAUUUAUUGAAUAUACACCCCUUCUGGAAUCUUGAAGAUUCUUAUUUAAAAGAACUUUGGGAAGUUAUCUUUAAUUGUAGUUUGAAUUCAAAGGAUGUCACAAAAAGUAAAUGCACAGGGGCUGAAAAUCUGAGAGAUAUAAAAACAGAAUACAAUGAUGAAGGUGAAUUUCGAGUUCCCAGCUGUGUAUACAAGGCAUUGUAUGCUGUAGCACAUGCUCUCCACAAUGUGUACAACUGCAAGGAUGGUCAGGGUCCUUUUAUAAAUAAGACGUGUGCAGACAAGAUGAGAGUUGAGCCGUGGCAGGUAUUACACUAUCUUAAAAAUGUUAACUUUACCACAGUCUAUGGAGACAAUGUUUAUUUUGAUGCAUAUGGUGAUCCAGAACCAAAGUACGAAGUGGUAAAUUGGCAACUUGGUGAAGAGAGACUCAUAAAAUUUGUAACAGUUGGUUUCUAUGAUCCAUCUUUACCAGAUGGAAGAAGAAUUCAGAUGAAUAAUGUCAGUAUUGUCUGGGCAGGAGGUCACAAUGAGUUCCCCGAUUCUGAGAUUGUUUAUGAAAGUCAAAGGGCAGAGGAGCCUACCUGCCGUCUGCUAGCAAGCCCAGCAAUGCCUGUUUUCACAAAGGAAGGAGACAUUAUAAUCGGAGGGAUAUUUGUUUUUCAUGGUCUUGAAAACACCAAGAAUGCAUUUAAAGAUGUUCCUGUACUACCUAAGUGUAAAGGUUUAAAUUUUAGGGAAUUCCAGUUUGCUAAAGCUAUGAUCUUUGCCAUAGAAGAAAUUAACAACAGUUCAGAUAUACUACCAGGAGUUUCUGUUGGCUACAGAAUAUAUGAUGCUUGUACUUCAAUUCAUCUGGGUAUAAGAGCUGCAAUGGCUUUAAUGAACGCUCCUGAUGAAGACAUGUUCUCUGACAAUUCUUGCAAGAAAUCCUCAAAUGUUCACGCUAUCAUAGGGAUGUCAGGUUCUUCACACACCAUUGGAGUUGCCAGAGUAAUUCGGUCCUUUCACAUACCACUGAUAAGCUAUGUUGCGACCUGUGCUUGUCUUAGUAACAAACAGGAGUAUCCAACUUUCUUCAGGACAAUACCAAGUGACUAUUACCAAAGCCGAGCCCUAGCCCAGCUUGUGAAGCACUUUGGGUGGACUUGGAUUGGGACAGUAAGAAGUGACAAUGAUUAUGGUAACCUAGGAAUGGCUACCUUUAUACAAGCUGUUCAGCAGGAAGGGAUAUGUAUUGAAUAUACAGAGACUGUGUAUAUUAGUUACCCAAGAGAAAAAAUUAUAAAAACUGCACAUGUUAUAAAACAAUCAUCUUCUAAAGUGAUUGUAGCUUUUCUCUCUUUAUUGGAUAUGGACAUACUAUUGAAAGAACUGAUUUUGCAGAAUGUUACAGGUUUACAAUGGAUUGGAAGUGAAGGGUGGAUUUCAGCAAGAAUAUUUGCAACUGAAGAGGUCUAUCAAAUUCUUGGUGGUGCAAUUGGGUUUGCCAUUACAGACUCUUUAAUACCUGGAUUAAAAGACUAUAUGCUAAAUGUACAUCCAUCUGACACUCCUGGCAAUGCUUUGAUGAAUGAGUUUUGGGAAACUAUUUUCAGCUGCUCAAUGAAUUCAAAUACCAAUGCAUCAAAAUGUACGGGUUUGGAAAAUUUAAGAGAAAUGAAAAAUGAGUAUACUGAUGUCACCGAACUAAGAAUUCCUAGUAAUGUUUAUAAGGCUGCAUAUGCUGUAGCAUAUUCAUUGCAUAGUCUUUUGAAAUGCAAACAGGAGCAAGUAGCCGUAGGCAACAAAACCUGUGAAAAUGAAUUACCAGUAGAGCCAUGGCAGGUGGUUCAGCACUUAAAAAAUGUUAAUUUCACAACCAUCUAUGGAGAAAAUAUUUAUUUUGAUAGAAAUGGUGAUCCAGCAGCAAAAUAUGAAUUAGUGAACUGGCAAAUGAAUAAUCUGGGGACCGUAAAAUUUGUUAAAAUUGGUAUUUAUGAUGCAUCUUUACCUGAUGGGCACCAGUUUAUAAUGAAUAAUAUUGGCAUUGUGUGGGCAGGAAACAGGACAUGGAUUCCCAGAUCAGUCUGCAGUGAUGACUGCCUGCCAGGCACACGAAAAGCUGUUCAAAAGGGGAAACCCAUUUGCUGUUUUGACUGUGUUCCAUGUGCUGAAGGAGAAUUUAGCAACGCAACAAAUUCCAUUGAUUGUAUGAGCUGUCCAUUGGAUUACAAUUCAAAUGAACAGAAAGAUCAUUGUGUAUUAAAAGUAAUAGAAUUUUUGUCAUUUGGUGAAAUCAUGGGUAUAAUUCUGGUCACAUGCUCCCUAUUUGGUGUCACACUCACUGCACUUGUAGCCUCUAUUUUUUUCUAUUACAAGGAAACCCCUGUUGUUAAAGCUAACAACUCGGAACUAAGUUUUCUUCUUCUGCUUUCAUUAAUGCUGUGCUUCAGUUGCUCCCUCACUUUCAUUGGUGAGCCCUCUGAAUGGUCCUGCACCAUUCGUCACACAACCUUUGGCAUCACUUUUGUUCUUUGUAUUUCUUGUAUUCUGGCAAAAACCAUUGUAGUACUAAUGGCUUUCAGGGCAACACUUCCAGGAAAUAACAUUAUGAAAUGGUUUGGGCCAACUCAACAGCGGUUAAGUGUUUUAGCCUUUACCCUCAUCCAGGUGUUGAUCUGUGCAUUAUGGCUGAUAAUUUCGCCACCAUUUCCACACAAAAAUAUGGUGUUAUACAAAGAGAAAAUUAUUUUUGAAUGUGAUUUGGGCUCACCUACAGCCUUUUAUGCAGUUUUAGGAUAUAUUGGCUUUCUCUCUGCCAUGUGUUUUAUUUUGGCAUUUUUGGCUCGGAAAUUACCUGACAACUUUAAUGAAGCAAAAUUCAUCACUUUUAGUAUGCUUUUGUUUUGUGCUGUCUGGAUCUCUUUUAUCCCAGCAUACAUCAGUUCCCCAGGAAAGUAUACUGUGGCAGUAGAAAUCUUUGCUAUUUUAACUUCAAGCUUUGGUUUGCUACUCUGUAUUUUUGCUCCAAAAUGCUAUAUAAUUCUUUUAAAACCAGAAGAAAACACAAAGAAACACUUAAUGGGUAAGGCAUUGACAAAUUAG